Messenger RNA from Rotaria sp. Silwood1, 1782 nucleotides. Lineage: Eukaryota; Metazoa; Rotifera; Eurotatoria; Philodinida; Philodinidae. The record is from the annotation of a GenBank genome assembly.
AUGGUACGAGAAACAAAAGAUAUUCUGAAAGAGUUAUGUGCUUUUAAGCCAUCAUCAUCUGGACCUAUGUUUCGUCUACAACACAGUUGUUAUAUGAUACUGAUUGGCGUUUUACCAGCUGAGUAUUUACCAAUCUUACAGAAAAUGGGUGAGUCACAAGAAGUAAUGUCAACUAGUGAAGAUGACGAAAAUCAAGCUGAAUACAAAGUAUUAAAAUCCGAAAAAGUUGAAUCAAUUCUGAAGCACUUUCCGUCACAAGGACAAUCAGAGGAACUCGAAAAUGCACGUAAAAUUUACUUUGUUUAUGAAGAUAAUUUUAAUUCUUCUCUGGUGAAUAUGAUUGAAAAAGGCUCAUCAUACGAGAAGCUAAAAGCAGUCUGUCGAAAAUACGAACAAACAGAUGGAGUUAAUAUCGAUGAAGUAAUGGCUGAGCAUGAGAGUCGUGCCAAUCAAUCAUAUUCACAGUUCAAAAAUAAAAAUUUGUCUAUUGAAGAAGCAAAAGCUUUAGCGUUCUCUAUUUCGUUUUACACUGGUGCAAAGAGUGAAACAUGUAGUCGAGGUGCCAGACUUCUGGCUCAUAGAAAUCAUGGUGAAGCUAUUGAAGAACAAAUUGAAGAAGAAAUGAAUGAAGCAGCUAUUAUUUUGUAUUACUUGGUCAAAGCACUUUCGUACAUACCCUUUUACUGGGGCUAUGUUACAAGAGCUUGUCAACUGACAAUGGAAGAGCUGUUAAUCUACGUACCUGGUAGUUUAAUUACUUGGAUUCAAUUUAGUAGCUCAAAAAAAGGUAAAAAGGCAGUGGGUUCAGGAGCUUUUUCAGACCGAAAUACCCUUUUUAAAAUCUUCUCAUUAACUGGUCGUCCGAUUAAAGAAUUUUCUAAUUAUCCAGACGAAGACGAAGUUUUAUUUUUACCUCAUUCUACUUUUCUCGUUUUCAAUCGAAAAACCGUUUAUGCAGAAGGAAAACAGUUUACCUCCCUUUGUAAUAUUUGUCGACAAUAUGAAUAUGCUUUAUUAAGUUUCUCUUUGCCUAUGAUUGCAGAAAAUGAUACAAAUGCUAAUAAAACAACUGCUACUACUGCCGAUAUUUAUCAUGGCACAAGUAGUGGUAACAAUUUUAGUGCUUCCGUACACACAACCAGUAAAAUGAUGCACAAUCCAGCAAAUACAAACAUCGACAAACUGUUAAACAAUUGUAGAAUGCGACAUUUGACGGAUAGUCCUUAUAAUGACUCAUAUGUCCAUGAUAAAUUAGGAGACAUAGCGUGGAUUCCAGCUAAGGAUCGAUGUCAACUUUGUGAAGAAGCUAUUGAAAAUGAAGGUGCGGCAGUAUCAUCUUGGAUGAGUGUUUCUCGUGGUGAAAGUGAAUGGGCUAAUGGAUUUGUGGAUUUUGGUCCUGUCACUGAAAAUCUUCGUGACUUUCUUAAUAUGAAACUUGUCAAACAAGAAAAACUUCUUAAAUAUCCAUUGUGUAUUGUAUAUGUUUGUGGAUUAGAUCAUUUUAAUAAAUGUCUUUAUGUUCAACUCAUGGCACAACAAGAUAACAUAUCAUGUGCUAUAGUCUACCGUCAUGGAUAUGGCGAAGAACAUAUUAAUCAAUCAGACAAAACAUCAAAAAUCAUUUACAUUCCAUUAUCAAAGGAACGUACAAAACUCACGGAGGUCAGUUCAACAGAAAUUCGCAACUAUUUUCAAAACCCAAGUACCAUGAACGCAAAUGUCGAACAAAAUAUUCAUCCCAAUGUUCGUGAAUACAUGAAAAAGAAAUAUGGAAAAAAAUAA